Molecule: messenger RNA, 1337 nt
Organism: Sitodiplosis mosellana (orange wheat blossom midge)
Lineage: Eukaryota; Metazoa; Arthropoda; Insecta; Diptera; Cecidomyiidae
Gene: GILT1
Product: GILT-like protein 1
Exons: 5
Coding region: 247-978 (243 amino acids)
Molecular function (GO): oxidoreductase activity, acting on a sulfur group of donors, disulfide as acceptor
Source: RefSeq, a predicted model, not a curated record
CAGUUGUGAAUUGAAUUUGGAACGUGUUACAAGCUUCAAACUUUUCGCUCAUACCUUUUUUUUUAAAUUCAGAAACAGACACACACAGACACUUUAGAGCAUUUCAACGUUAGUUUUUAUUCCUCAUUUUGGUGCAUAGUUCCGUUUAUAUUAAAUUUCGUUUGGCUCUUUGUUACGAGUGAAACAGUUUUUGACGGAAGAAUUUCAAUUUUUAUUUCGAUAGUUACUGCAAAUAAUCAGACAAAAAUGUUGGUCAAAUUAGUUGGAUUGUGUGCGCUAGUGGCUGUUUGCAGUGCAAUUGGGGUACCAUUGACUGUAUAUUAUGAGUCGCUAUGUCCUGAUAGCGUAAGAUUUAUCGUCGACCAAUUACACCCGGUGAAAUCCAGCCCGUUGGGUCGUUACAUUGACGUCACUCUAAUCCCAUUUGGAAAGGCAUCCUAUAAAACGGAAGGAGCGGAUGUGCUAUUCACUUGUCAACAUGGUCCAAAUGAAUGCUACGGCAACAAAGUGCAUGCCUGUGCCAUCCAACACAUUCAGGUGAACUCAUAUCAGAAUUCAAAAACAAAGGAAUCGCUUACAUUAGACUAUGUAGCGUGUUUGAUGCAUUCUUGGAUUACAUUCAAAGAUGCCGUUUUUCCGGGUGCAAAAUGCGCAAAAGAUUUGCAGCUACCAAAUUGGCACGUGAUUGAAGAGUGUGCCAAUACAACAGAAGGCAGUAAAUUACUACAAGACUACGGUGUACGAACCCAAGAGUUGAAUCCACCACUGUCUGAAGUGCCAACCAUCACAUUCAAUCAUCAAACCGACAAACAACUGCACGAGCUUGCAUUGAGAGACCUACGGACAGCCGCUUGCCGCGUCAUGAGAGAACCCAAACCAUAUGAAUGCAGCAAUAUAAACAGUGCCAUUGGAAAUACCGCAACAUUUGCUCUGGUUUCAAUUUGUGCAACCAUUUUUGCCGUCAUGAAAGUCUUUUAGACACGAAAAUAUCUUAUCGAAUGUAAAGAGACUUAAUUUUUUUUUCUUUAUUUGCACAAAAUUGUACUAAAUCAGAGGAAUGAUGAGGUUUAAGUGAAUUGCUUUCAAUGCAAUUUUAUAAAACAAAAUGUUGUAAAUAUUUUCGGUGUGCAAUUUUUAUCGAAAUGAACAGCAAUUUCAAGUGAUUUUCAUAUAUAUUUUAUUUGUAUGUUGAUAACGUAAAUCGAAACUGUCCUAUUGUACAAAAAAGAAAACGUAUUGCAAUCUUUUUACUCUAGCAUAAUCACACAGGCGAAAUCCAUUGAAAUUGAAAUUGUAAAUGGAAAAUAUUCGAAUAAAUUGUGUCAACACACAGAAAA